This is a messenger RNA of Dicentrarchus labrax (European seabass), 1221 nucleotides long. It is a transcript of the gene tyms, whose product is annotated as thymidylate synthetase. NCBI's taxonomy places the organism in Eukaryota, Metazoa, Chordata, Actinopteri, Moronidae. Gene Ontology annotation, cellular component: mitochondrion; cytosol. Gene Ontology annotation, molecular function: thymidylate synthase activity. The coding region runs from base 82 to 1059 and encodes 325 amino acids. The record is from RefSeq and is a predicted model, not a curated record. The transcript has 7 exons. Gene Ontology annotation, biological process: dTMP biosynthetic process.
AAAUCACCCGCGAAAAACUGACCACUCAACAACAACAACACUUCUCUGUCCGCAUCUCCACUUUUAUCCACAAACAAAAAAAUGCCGGCCACUUCAGAACUACACACCGAGGAGCUGCAGAGGGAGGGCGGCUGUAAGAAGGAGGAAGAACCUGACAUGGCGGCGGCGGAGAAGAACAAGAAGACCUUCGGUAUCUUCAGCGAUGAACGCGGGUAUCUGGAUCAGAUCGAGUACAUCAUGGAGCACGGCCGCAGGAAGGGGGACCGGACCGGGACAGGAGUCGUCUCUGUGUUCGGGACUCAGGCCAGAUACAAUCUGAGAGAUCAGUUUCCUUUGCUCACGACCAAGAGGGUGUUUUGGAAAGGGAUCCUUGAAGAAUUGCUUUGGUUUAUCAAGGGAUCAACAAAUGCCAAAGAGCUCUCGGCGAAAGGUGUGAAGAUCUGGGAUGCCAACGGAUCCCGGGACUUCCUGGACAACCUCGGGUUCACAGACAGAGAGGAAGGCGACCUGGGACCUGUGUACGGGUUCCAGUGGAGGCACUUUGGUGCCGAGUACACAAACAUGCAUGCAGAUUACACGGGACAAGGUGUUGACCAGCUGCAGAAGGUCAUUGACACGAUCAAAAAGAACCCAGAGGACAGACGGAUCAUCAUGUGUGCCUGGAACCCCAAAGACAUGCCCCACAUGGCUCUGCCCCCCUGCCACGCCCUGUGUCAGUUCUACGUGUGUGACGGUGAGCUGUCGUGUCAGCUGUACCAGCGCUCGGGUGAUAUGGGCCUCGGGGUGCCUUUCAAUAUUGCCAGCUAUGCACUUCUUACCUACAUGAUCGCACACAUCACAGGACUCAAGCCUGGCGACUUCGUUCACACUCUGGGAGACGCUCACAUCUACAUCAACCACAUUGAACCUCUAAAAGUACAGCUUCAGCGGGAGAUCCGCCCCUUCCCCAAGCUGAAGAUCCUGAGAAAAGUGGAGAGUAUUGAUGAUUUCCGCGCAGAAGACUUUGAAAUCUGCGACUACAACCCUCAUCCACCCAUUAAGAUGCAGAUGGCUGUGUGAAAAUCCCACUUUAAUGAGGGAUAAAUAUGGUGGGUGUGGGAAAGCGGAAAGUUCUAUAUGUACUGUACAGGAUGUCUUUCACUAUCAUUACAGGCAGAGGAAUGUUUUGCUUGCAAAUGCCAAUUAAUAUCUAAUUUGUAAAUAAAGAAUUUGCUCGUGUCA